AGGUUUGGCGAGUCACCCUCGAGUGGCACCCUCUAGAAAUAGACAAGGGGGCAACACGAGAGGCCGACGGCAAAGCACAAACAUCCCAGAGAGAGGCAGGAGCCAGGAUUGCGAAACCCAGCCAGUCUGGGGUUAACCUCUGUCUCUCUCAGCAGAGGAACAGUCUGAACGGAUAUUGCUGAUAAAUCCAUCCACGUUUGGUCUGCUUGGAUGUUACUCUCAUACAGGGAUAUUGCAUCACUCGCUUUCUCAACUCUUCUGUGACACAAAGAUCCAGGAGACCUCCAACAUGAAGCAGAAGCUGCUGGCUAUGACCGAAACGUUGUGCCCACGCUCUCGGGCCGACUCCCAACCGGAUCUGAAGGCCCAGGCUGGUGCCGGCGAGGAUGAGAAGAUGCGAAUGAGGCGUGAGAUCUCGUUGGGUAACGGUAUCUGCCUGAUUGUGGGGAACAUGAUUGGCUCCGGGAUCUUUGUGUCACCAAAGGGCGUCCUGAUGCACAGCGGCUCCUAUGGGCUGUCGCUGGUCAUCUGGGCACUGGGCGGCAUGUUUUCGGUGUUCGGCGCGCUGUGCUACGCCGAGCUGGGUACCACCAUCACCAAGUCCGGCGCUAGCUACGCCUACAUUCUGGAGGCCUUUGGUGGCUUCCCGGCCUUCAUCCGCCUCUGGACCUCCAUCCUGCUGGUGGAGCCGGCCAGCCAAGCCAUCAUCUCACUGACGUUCGCCAACUACCUGGUGGAGGCGCUAUAUCCCACCUGCCACCCACCGUACGACGCAGUCCGGCUCAUCGCUGCAGCAUGUCUGUGUAUGCUGAUCUUCGUCAACUGUGCGUAUGUGAAGUGGGGAACGCUGGUCCAGGAUCUCUUCACCUACGCAAAGUUAGCCUCGCUAAUGCUCAUCAUCACUAUUGGCAUCAUUAAGAUCGUGACCGGAGAAACCCGGAACUUUGACAAUCCAUUUGAAGGUUCCUCUGUGAAUCCUGGCAGCAUCUCUCUUGCCCUUUAUUCUGCGCUGUUCUCCUACUCUGGGUGGGACACCCUGAAUUUUGUCACGGAGGAGAUCAAGAACCCAGAGAGGAAUCUGCCCCUGGCCAUAGCCAUCUCUAUGCCCAUUGUGACAAUAAUCUACCUGCUGACCAAUGUGGCCUACUAUGUGGUGCUAGACAUCCCCUCUCUGCUGGCCAGUGAUGCGGUUGCUGUGACUUUUGGGAAUCAAGUCCUGGGCCCUUUCAGCUGGAUCAUUCCCAUCUCUGUAGCAAUGUCCUGCUACGGCGGCCUCAAUGCCUCUAUCAUAGCGGCCUCCAGGUUGUUUUUCGUGGGGGCGAGAGAGGGACACCUUCCCAACAGUCUGAGUCUAAUCCAUGCAAACCGUUACACACCUGUCCCUGCUCUGCUGUUCAAUGGGGUGAUGGGACUGAUCUUCCUGUGCGUGGAGGACGUGUUCCAGCUGAUCAACUACUUCAGCUUCAGCUACUGGCUCUUUGUGGGUCUGUCUGUAGUGGGGCUCAUAUACCUGCGCAUCACACAACCCGACAGACACCGGCCAGUGAAGCUCACUCUGCUGUUCCCCUACAUCUACUGUGUAUGCAGUCUUUUUCUGGUCAUCGUCCCUCUCUACGGGGACACCAUCAACUCCCUCAUAGGCAUAGGCAUUGCCUUGUCUGGCGUGCCUGUUUACUACCUGUGCAUUUACCUGCCUGAAGAGAGGCGACCCAAAUUCCUUGGCCGCUUGAAUGCGGCCGUCACCAAAUACGCUCAGAUCCUGUGCUACUGCUGUCUUGCGGAGUUGGACAUGGAGCCUGAGAGAGAGCCAAGUGGGAAGAGUCAGUGAGUCCCACUGAAGAACCCCACCGCCCACCCCCUCACCCCCCGUCUACUGAGAGCCCAUGCCUGGAGCAUGCCCUGCAUGUCCUGACCUUCCCCAAAUGGAAAGCACCGGUCAGGCAGGCCAGAGAACGCUGUGGAUGUGUACAGAAGUGUUACAGAUGGUGACUGACAUACAGAUGAUAAUAGCGUUACAGGCAGUGACUGACACACGGAUUAUAACGUGUUGAUCAUAUCGCUAGUUGCUUCAUUUGACCUCAUUGAUGUGAUGAAAAUGGAUGCACCAAGAACUAGUACCAACAUGUAAAUGAAUUAUUUACAUAAAUCUCCACCUGCAAAGUUUAAAUUUGUUAUUGUUUUAAGUAACUAUAUGUCAAAACUUUUCAGCAGAACAUGCUGAUUUAAAGUCUCUGAAUGGUUAUAAUUCGAUGUAUGCAGUUUUAUUUUAUUUUAAACAGUAGCUGAAGAUAGUUUUGUAGUGUAAAUAGAUAGGUUUGUUGUCACUGUGUCAAUGAUUCAGAUUAGACUUAAUUCAAUAUACCCAAACGAAUGUUUCUCACAAGAAAUGAGUAGCAUAUACAUACCACCUCUUCAGAGUAUAUGACAGCAUCUAAAAGUAUGCACAAAUGCCAAACGCUUCCUCUGUACAUGAAAAAACUGUCCCAGAGUAAACUUCAAGGAGUGAACUUGUCUCCCAUUCAGACCCAGUUUCACAACGCCACCAUUACCUUACAGGGAAUGUUGCCAGUUGCACCUUUGAAUGGUUUUACUUUUGUACAAGGUGUUUUUUUACUGUUGCACUUGAUUAAGUGAUCAGGUAAUGAAUGUUUUUUAUCUUUAUGGAUGGAUCAUUUGUGGUAAUUCAUGUGAUAAAUAAAGAAUGUACACAUUGUACGGCAGUCCUCUCCCCAAAUGAGGAUUUGCAUGA
Alosa alosa (allis shad) is the source of this 2749-nucleotide messenger RNA. RefSeq names its product Y+L amino acid transporter 2. Bases 290 to 1828 code for a protein of 512 amino acids. Gene Ontology annotation, molecular function: L-amino acid transmembrane transporter activity. The transcript has 10 exons. Gene Ontology annotation, cellular component: membrane. The record is from RefSeq and is a predicted model, not a curated record. Gene Ontology annotation, biological process: amino acid transmembrane transport. NCBI's taxonomy places the organism in Eukaryota, Metazoa, Chordata, Actinopteri, Clupeiformes, Clupeidae.